ACUCGGUUAUCUCUCGCGCGAAAGAUAAAGCCCUGGUACUUAGGAAUAAAAUAAAAAAGCGCGCGUAGUCAGUACCCAUUGUAACGCGGCCGGUUCACCUACUCUUCUCAGACUCCCGUGUCGCUUGCAAUAAUCACCGUGUGUGCCAAGAUGGAAAUGAAUCACCCGGCCCAGCAGAUGUACCCGUCUGGCGAGGAGAUGAACCACCCGCCACAACCGAGUUACCAUCAACCCGGCCAAGAGAUGAACCAACCACCCCAGCAGAUGUACCCACCCGGCCAAGAGAUGAACCAUCCACCCCAGCAAAUGGACCCGGGUAAUCAUCACCCGUACCAGCCUGGACCUCAACAGAUGUAUCCUCCCGGGCCCCAGCAGAUGUAUUCGCCUGGACCCCAAGAAAUAGGGAAAAGAGCGAUGAUUUGUCAAAUACACGUUAGUUAAUUUUAUACCACGAUAACUGCAUACUUUUAUUUUAACUAUACGCACCACGUGCCCGCCUAUCCACAUUCCUAAUUGUUCCGCCUCGUUUUGGACGAUCGGCCCGGGUGCCGAUGUACUUUUAUAGUGUGUUAACAUUAAAAAAUUAUUGUAUGGAAUAUGUGUAAUCUUUUAUAUAAACAUGUUAUCGGCACCUUGUAAAAAAUCCUUAUCUUUUCCAAGAUAAGUAUCACUCGAAUGACAUUGUAAUGAGUAAUCGGGAGAAAAAUAUACAUGUCGUUUUUGUUUUUUUUCUAUACCUGACAGGUAGAAAGGAACCAUCAACGACAGUAGGUCGCGAGCGUCGGUCAAUGCAAGUUAAAAUCGGCAAAUGGCCACAUCGCAGACAAGUGUAUAUUUACACACACGGAAAAAAUAAUUCAACCGGAAUUUUUCCACGUGGACGGACGCAUAUCUUAGUGCCGAACAGUUGGGCCUAAAAUGAGUGGGGAACGUUAUUGCACUUCAUGAAGCGACACUUUCACCUAGAAAGAGAGCGCUGCCGGUUUUCCCUUCGGCUUUACGGCUGAAAAGUUCUCCCCUUGGAAAAGUCCGAGCUGUGGCGUUUCCCACUAAUAGUGCCAUUUUCAAGGUAGACUACAGUCGUUACACCCCAGUGCUUAUAUAUACCGUUUUUGGUUUUGACUAUAGUGCAGUAUCGAAUUAUUGGAGCUCAGGAGCACUUACCUCGGUCGAAAUUAUAUCAGUUACACUCCACCAGCUCGAAGGCUUUAGACCACCAGUGGUCCGAACAAACACACCAGCUCUCGUCGGUCGCAAUUGUCUUCCGUGUGCGUGCAUACAUCGCAAGAACAAGAGUUAUUGGUCACGUACUUUUUUUCAAGUUAUCAAGUUCAUCCCGAUCUUUACGAAACAUAUCCAAGUAAAGACAAGCGAGAAUUGGUGACUUUUUUGCAAGGUGGUGCAACUAUCGUGAAGUGGGUGUAUAUGUAUAUAUAUAUAUGUGCAUGUGCCUUACACAUACAGCUGAACCUUUUUUUUUCUCGGCUCUCAUUAUUCUUCAACUCGUAAUAUCCUACAACUCGACAAAAGGGAGAGUCAAGU
This is a messenger RNA of Copidosoma floridanum, 1542 nucleotides long. RefSeq names its product calcium-binding protein P-like. The record is from RefSeq and is a predicted model, not a curated record. Lineage: Eukaryota; Metazoa; Arthropoda; Insecta; Hymenoptera; Encyrtidae.